CGAUAAACUUUGUAGUGGUCAGUUAAAAGUUAAUAAUACAUAACAGCAACGUUAACAAAGUGUAGGUUGCAAACUGGCACUUCACUAACGCUCACUGUCACUGAAACAGUGAAAUGGCUGGCUAUAUGGACAUGAACCCAUAGUAAUCUUUCUGCCGAGUAGUCCUUUCGCUUAAUUUUUAUCCAAGUCUUCUCCUUUCUCAAGUGCAGUCUCUCUCCAAUCCCAAUAGUAUAUAACACCUAAUUCUUGUGCACAUUGGCACCGAACUUGCAUUAUUUGUAGUACUCCAAGCUUCUUCCGCAAAUUGAAACUGCUCCUGUCUUAUAAAAGCGAGAAAUUCCUGCAUACUUUUAAGACCUUUUUCUCGUGUAGUAGUAGUAGUUUCCAACUCCUGAAGUCUUCUUUCAAACUUUUUCUUGUAGUCCAGUGCUAAGGCACUUGUGUUCAGUUUUGAUUGAGCAUACAAAAUUCUUCUGCAGGGUUAUUUUCUCCUUUUAAAAAAAAAAAAAAAAACUGUUGACUCCUUGAUCACUCUUAUAGGCUUCAACUGAGGCAUAAUUUCGAUGGCUAUGCUCACAUUGGAUACUGCAUCAGAAACCAACAUCCCAAGAACUGUGCCUUUCAGGAAUAGCAGCAAUCUCCGUGAUGCCUCGUUUUCUUCUUACCUGAAUGGUUCUGAAGAAACUUCUGUGCAUCAACUUGCAGAUUCCAGUAAAAGCUGCGAGCCCCUCAUCUCCACCCCACUUGAUCAUCUUCACCUUGUAAGCAAGAAGGCUGAAGAUACUGAAAUCGAUAUAUUUAGUGCUGAUAAGUAUUUCAAUGAAGGAGUUGAAGAGGAAACUCCCCGAAUUGCCGACAAAUACUCUCCAAAGCUCGAUCAAAAGAUGGACCCUCCACCUGAAUUGGAUCCACUAAAACAACAGACUGGGUCAGGAACUCCAAGUAUUCGCUCUGAAUCAAGCUGGAACAGCCAAAAUGCAUUGCUGCAAAAUAUUCCCCGGAAUCAGCUGCCACGGAAAACAAACAAGGCUAAUCGCAGGAGCUUCCUCGCUAAUAUUGCUUGCAAUUGUUCUUGUAGUGACAAGAACUCUGUUGAUAUUGAUAUUCCACUCGGUGAAAAUAAUUGCAAUAUGAGUGCUAAUGGCAAGCAAGCUUAUGGCAAAGCAGGAAAGCCAACAAAAGCUGUUGGUUUGGUUAGCCUUAGCGAGUCUCAAUCUAGCACAUUAAUCAGGGAAGAUUCACCCUGCAGAAAGUUUGACCAACUAGGAAUUGGAUUGAGCACAAACGGUCAUUUUAGGUUCCCAGCAUCUCAUCCCACAACUGAGGAUAAUCCACUAGAAAUGCAGCGAAAAAAGGAAGAAGAUGAUACUAGGCGGAUAUCAUUAGAAGUGUUUGGCUCCCCAACUGAGAGAAAAGGGAAGAAGUCCUCAAGCCUUGAAAGAAGCCUGAACAUGUUAACUUGGGAUGCAAUUGUUCCAAAGGUGGACGAAAGUGAAGUUCAAGCCAGCUCCAGAGGGAUGUACAAUGACACAGACAGCGAUGCAAGUUCAGAUUUAUUUGAGAUAGAAAGCUUCUCCACCAAUCCCAGCCAAUAUCUUACCAGGCAAGCUUCAAACAACUCAAUGACACGGACAACUUGUUAUGCUCCAAGUGAAGCAAGUAUAGAGUGGAGUGUUGCAACAGCUAGUGCAGCAGAUUUCUCUGUGAUGUCAGACACAGAAGAGCUGAGAUCAACUACAACAAAAGCUAAUCCUCGUGGUAAUGGUAUGGCUCUAAAUGGGAGAUCUACACCGGUCAGAGAAAUGCCGAAAAGGCGUUCAGGUAUUCUUUCAGGAUGUUACAGUCAAAAAGCUGUUAGAGUUGCAGGAGACGUAUACAGAACAGGUGAAAACACAUGCCCCGGCAGGCACCAGAAAACAGAGUUCCUGAUGCCAAUGACAAGGUUUCAUGCUGAAAAUGAGGUUGCCAGGUUUGACAAAAGAAAUGAUCAUUUUGGCCAGGACACACGUUUGUUCACUUGCUCACAGUCUAGACGUCCUACAGAGUUACUGUAUAAGCAUUGAUCUCAUGGAAGUUCUGUAACAUUUAUUACUUUUUAUCUCCUAUUUUUUUUUAAAGAAUUCUCAUGUUUCAAGUGUUCAUUUAGUCA
This is a messenger RNA of Coffea arabica (coffee), 2149 nucleotides long. Its product is annotated as protein PHYTOCHROME KINASE SUBSTRATE 1-like. Gene Ontology annotation, biological process: phototropism. The record is from RefSeq and is a predicted model, not a curated record. Lineage: Eukaryota; Viridiplantae; Streptophyta; Magnoliopsida; Gentianales; Rubiaceae.